Messenger RNA from Hyaena hyaena (striped hyena), 21694 nucleotides. It is a transcript of the gene SYNE2, whose product is annotated as spectrin repeat containing nuclear envelope protein 2. The transcript has 116 exons. Bases 148 to 20889 code for a protein of 6913 amino acids. Gene Ontology annotation, cellular component: membrane. Gene Ontology annotation, molecular function: protein binding. The record is from RefSeq and is a predicted model, not a curated record. NCBI's taxonomy places the organism in Eukaryota, Metazoa, Chordata, Mammalia, Carnivora, Hyaenidae.
GAGUAAAAGGCGCGAUCGAGGGAGCGAGGCGAGCAGGGCGCCGAUCGGGGCCCGCCCCAGCCCGCACCCUCGCCCUCGCCAGGCCAGCAGCGGUUCACUUCGUUAACCGAGAUGGACACGAUAUAAUCUCUUGAGUUGAGUGAAAGGAUGGCGUCUGGUCCUGUGCUACCCACUGAGGAUGAACAGGCUUCCUUGGGCAUCGAUGGUCGCCAUAUUACACUGCAAGCUGAGCAGGAAGACACUCAGAAGAAAACUUUCACCUGCUGGAUAAACUCACAGUUGGCAAAGCACACUCCUCCGUCGGUUGUAUCAGACCUAUUUGCGGACAUUAAAAAGGGGCAUGUCCUCCUGGACCUGCUUGAAGUACUGUCAGGACAACAGUUGCCUCGAGACAAAGGAUCUAAUACAUUUCAGUGUAGAAUCAAUAUAGAACAUGCCCUGACAUUCCUAAAAAACCGAUCAAUCAAGCUAAUAAAUAUUCAUGUGACUGAUAUUAUAGAUGGAAACCCAUCCAUUAUUCUUGGUCUAAUUUGGACAAUUAUACUGCACUUUCAUAUUGAAGAGCUUGCCCGGACUCUUUCUUGCAAUUACCAUCAGCCUUCCCUGGACAGUGUGAGUGUGGCUGACUCAUCUCCUACCUCAAGUCCUCCAGCUAAGAAAUGCUCCAAAGCCCAAGAAAGAUGGCAGAUGUCUGCAAAGAAGGCUCUUCUCUUGUGGGCUCAGGAGCAGUGUGCCCUGUGUGAAUCUGUCAAUGUGACAGAUUUUAAGUCAAGCUGGAGAAAUGGGAUGGCUUUUCUGGCUGUCAUUCAUGCCUUGCGACCAGACCUGAUUGACAUGAAAACAGUGAAGCACAGAUCCAACAAAGACAAUCUGAAAGACGCCUUUGGAAUUGCUGAACGGGAAUUUAAAAUUCCCAAAUUGCUAGAACCAGAAGAUGUGGAUGUUGUCGAUCCUGAUGAAAAGUCGAUCAUGACCUAUGUGGCACAGUUUCUACAGUAUUCGAAGGAUGCAUCUGGGACUGGAGAUGAAGCUCAGGGCAGGAUGAAAGACGCUGUGGUCUGGUUAACUCUACAAGAGAAAAGACUACAGGAAGUGCUAAAGGAGUCAGAGAAUGAGACCUACUCUAAAAAGUAUGAUAGCCUGCUGUCCUUUUUGGAGUCCUUCAAUGAAGGAAAAAAGCCCUUUUUGGACAUCCUGCCAGUGGAAAGGACCUUGGAUGAGCUGAAUGAAAAUCAGGUGCAGCUGAGAGAAGCCUGGGAUGGCCUCAACUGCCAGAUUAACAUGUGGAAAAGAGACCUGAAUCAUGCCUUGCCCUCACCGCUGCAUCACAUUGAAGCCUGGCUCCAGGAGGUAGAGGGACUUAUAGAGGAAGACUUGCCAGCUUCCCAGGAUUACUGUGAAGCCGUGGCUCUAAUACAAGAAAAAAUGACUUUAAUCAAGAAUCUGAUGGAUAAAUUUGAUUGUCAUUCGAAUACUCUCCUGGCAUUUGAAAAUAGAGAUGAAAAAAAUUUGCCACUGGUACCACCUAAGAAAUUGGAGGAAAUGAAAGCACGAAUCAACAACAUUUCAGGGGAAAAAUUCAUUCCACUUCUAGAAUUUCAUUACUAUAAGUACUCAGUUCUUGGUUUGCUAGAUGAAGUGAAGACAAAAUUGGAUGUUUGGGACGUCAAAUAUGGGAGCAAAGAAUCUGUGGAAUUGUUGCUGGAAGACUGGCAUAAAUUUAUUGAAGAAGAAGAGUUCCUAGCUCAACUUGAAACUUCCUUGCAAAAAUGUGAAGAAAUACAUAAGACUUUAGAUGGAGAAUAUCAGGAUAUUAGUAAACAGUAUAUGGCACUGGAAUAUAAUAUUUGUACAUAUAGAAAAAAUAUAUAUAAUGUCAAGUCCACUCUUCAGAAAGUUUUGACAUGUUGGGCUACUUAUCUGGAAAAACUUCGCUUACUAAAGGCUUGUUUUGAGGAGACAAAGAAGGAACAGAUUAAAGAGAUUCCCUUUGAGACAAUAUCCCAGUGGAAUGUAGAACAUACAACUUUAAAUGAAGUGGGAAAUUUCUUAAUUCAAGUCAGUAAUGAUGAAGUUGGAUCAUCUAUUUCUAAAGAACUGAGAAGGCUGAAUAAAAGAUGGAGGAAAUUUAUUACAAAAACUCAACUUGAAAUGAAGCUGCCCUUUAUAAAAAAACAGGAUCAGCCCAUUUUUGACAAUUAUGAAAAUACUCUGCUAUAUCAAGAAGAAAAACCAACUGUUGAUUUUUCAACAGAUAUGUCAAUAGAACUUCCUGAAGAUCAUAAUCAGGAUGUAAAGGCUGGGGAAGGACAUGAAAAAGAAAAUGAAUUCACAGGGCAACUCAAAGUGGCUGAAGAUGUUGAAAAACUCAUCGAACACGUGGAAACCUGGGAGGCAGAAACUGCAUCUCUUUUGGAGCCUCUGAGAUGUCAUGAGGGUGUAGAGGCCUCAGUGGAAGAAUCUUUGCAGCAUCUUGUUGCCAAAGGCUCUAUGUAUGAAGAGCUUGUGUCUAGAAUCGAAGACACCUUACAACUGGAUGUGCAAAACAUUUCCAGCCAGGAGUCCCUUCAACAUGUUCUCACAGCUGGGCUUCAGACAAAGAUUCAAGAAGCUAAAGAGAAAGUUCAGAUCACUAUGGUAAAAUUAGUUGCCAUGUUGAAAAAUUCAGCUGAUGCUUCACCAGAUCUGGAUGUCAGGCUGAAAGUAGAGGAGUCACGGAGGGAACUUGAGUCAUACAUGACGAGGGCUGAGCAAUUACUUGGACAAAGAGAGAGCCGGAGUGGACUAAUUUCAAAAUACAAGGAAGCACUAAUAAUUCUUAGUUCUAAAAGUCUGGUCAAGUAUUUGAAAGCUAUUGAGGAACUGAAAAAUGAUGUAACUGACGAUGUAAAGCUGUCUUUGGAAGAAGAGAGUAGAGGUGUCUGUGCCAAGUGGGAGUCUCUUCACCAUGAGAUGUCUUUGUACAGUCAACAGUUGAAAAUAGACAUUGAAAAAGGAAAACUCAGUGACAGUAUUUCAAAACUUGAAAAACAAAUAAAUAAAGAAAAGAAACUAAUUCGCAGAGGAAGGACCAAGGGUCUCAUCAGGGAACAUGAGGCCUGCUUUUCUGAGGAAGGCGGUCUGUACCAGCUAGAUCACCACAUGGAUGUCCUGCGGGAGCUGUGUGAAGAGCUGACUUCACAGAAGAGUCAACAAGAAGUGAGGAGAGCCCUCAAAGAUUAUGAACAAAAGAUUGAAAGACUUCGGAAAUGUGCCUCCGAGAUUCAUACGACGCUGCAGCCCAUGGUGGGAGGUCUGUCGAAAAACAAGGAGCCCAUGAGCACAUCUGAGAAUGGAGGGAGAAGUGCCCACAGUGCGGUGGCGUCUGCAAACUCAGAUAAUCAGCCAUCAGCUGAACAGGCACUGGGAUCAAUUGAGAAGUUUAGCCUGGAAUCCAAGUUAAAGCCUCAACAGGAAGAAAGUGUUACGGAGAAGUAUGAGAAGGAUCACAAUGCAUCUAUUAGUAGUUUACAAGAGAGCUAUGAUAUCCACAGAGAAAAUCUUGAGGAGUGCCUGCAAAACAACAAAUCCAGAAUUAUUUCUGAUUUCUCCAGUGACGAAGUAAGGAGUAGUGCUUGUCUCCAGGCUAAGCUGACAGAUCUACAGGUCUUAGAAAAUGACACCGAUGCUUGCUGGAAAGAGUUUGAAAUCACUUCAUUGAAGUUAGAAGAGCUUGAGAGUGACAUAAAGAAGCCUUUUAUAAGAGAGGCAAGAGAGAGAUUAAAAGAAAAAGAAAGAGAGUUUCAGAUGACUCUAAAUACCAGAAUGGAGUCUUUGGAGACUGCGCUGAAGAUUGUGUUACCUGUGGAGAAGGAAUCACUUCUUCUCUGUGGCUCAGACCUGCUCCUCCAUGAAAUGGCCAUUCAAGAAUUUCAUCUCAUUGAUGCUGACGGCAUUUAUCAAAACCUGAGGAAUAUCCAAGAUUCCAUCAUAAAACAGAUUGAAGUAUGUAAUAAUUUGGACCAGUGGGGUGACUUUGCAUUAAAGGAAUUACACCCAGUUGAUCUCCAUGCAACACAGAAUAUCAUACUGAAACACAGAACACAACUUGAAGAAACGAACCACAAGGUGCAGAAUUGUAAAGAUGCCCUCAAAGCCCUGGAGGACUUUCUAGUUUCUCUGAGAACAGCUAGACUCUCUUCUGAGCUUGUUACAGACUGUUCAGCCCCAGAUACACUGGUGGCAUCAGAAAACACUUUGACAGUAGAAAAUAAAGAAGAAGAAACCAAUCUGAUGAAGGACAAGGCCAGACAUUUGGAUAAACGUCUGAAGAUGCUUGGUAUAAGCUUUAAAGAUGCUGAACGGGGUGACGACACCUGUGAAAAACUUCUUGAUGCUUUGCCCGAAACGUUAUUUGAGACGUGUGGCUAUGGUGUGCCGGAGGAGUUCCCUGAAAACAGAUUACUAGAGACAUGUAUUUUCAAAAAUAAUGAACUCCUGAAAAAUAUUCAAGAUGUGUACAAUCAGAUCAGUAAAAUCAGUCUUAAGGAUCCCACUGCUCCAGCUGUGAAACAACGGAAAAAAUCACUAAUGAGACUGGAUAAGGAUCUAGAUGAAUAUGAAGAAGAGAAGAAAUGCUUGCAAGAAAUGGUCAAUUCUCUUCCGCAGUUCAGAGACGGCAGAGAAAAAUCGCUGAAUCAGCAGUGCCAAAAUACGGCACUUUUGUGGGAGAAUACCAAAGCUUCGGUCACUGAGUGCCUUGACCAAUGUGAAAGAGUUUUGGAGCUCUUAAAACAAUAUCAGAAUUUUAAAAAUGUCUUGACAACUUUGAUUCAAAAAGAAGAGAAUGUCAUCUCCCUUCAGGCUUCCUACAUGGGAAAAGAAAACCUGAAGAAAAGAAUAGGAGAGAUUGAAGUUGUCAAAGAAGAAUUUAAUGAACAUUUAGAAGUUGUAGACAAGAUUAACCAGAUCUGUAGAAACCUACAAUUUCAUCUAAAUAAAAUGAGAAUUUUUGAAGAGCCUCCUUUUGAGAAAGAAGCUAAUAUUAUUGUGGAUAGAUGGCUUGAUAUAAAUGAAAAAACCGAAGACUACUAUGAAAAUCUUGGUCGAGCUCUAGCUUUGUGGGACAAACUUUUUAACUUAAAAAAUGUAAUUGAUGAGUGGACUGAAAAGGUCCUUCGAAAAAUGGAAUUAUAUCAACUGACUGAGGAGGAAAGAGAAAAGCUGAAGGAAGAGUUACAAGUCCACGAACAAAAAUCUUUAGAGUUUUCUAAAAGAGUGGCUAAAAUACAGUUUCUCCUUCAAAGCAGUGAAAUACCUCUUGAAUUGCAGGUCAUGGAGUCCUCUGUUUUAAACAAGAUAGAAAAUGUAAAAAUGAGUUUAACAGGAGAAUCCAGCUGCUUUGCGUUCAGUGGCCAUACAGCUGAGCUAAGGGAAGAUCUUGACCAAGCCAAGACCCAGAUCGGAAUGACCGAGUCCCUGUUAAAAGCCCUGUCUCCCACUGACAGCCUAGAGAUCUUUACUAAACUUGAGGAGAUACAACAGCAAAUCCUACAGCAAAAGCACAGUAUGAUGUUACUGGAGAAUCAAAUAGGUUGUCUGACUCCUGAACUCUCUGAAUUAAAAAAGCAAUAUGAAAGCAUCAGUGAUUUAUUUAAUACCAAAAAAAGCCUUUUGCAAGAUCAUUUUUCUAAGUUAUUGAAUGAUCAGUGCAAGAACUUUAAUGAUUGGUUUGGCAACAUUAAAAUGAACCUUAAGGAGUGUUUCGAAUCAUCAGAAACAAAAAAGAGUGUGGAACAAAAGCUACAAAACCUUUCUGAUUUCUUAACUCUUGAAGGAAGAGGCAGUAAAAUACAGCAGGUGGGAACUGUACUAAAUCAUGUGAAGAAACAUCUGCCCAAAGCACAUGUUAAGGAGCUUAACAGCUGGAUUAUAAAUCAAGAAAUUGAAUUAGAAAAAAUGGAGUCCAUUUGCCAGGCACGAGCAAAGGAGCUUAAUGACUACUUGCAGCAGCUACUGAGCCUCCAGGAUGACCACAGAAAUCUGAUUAUGUGGUUGACUAGUCAAGAAGAGAAAUGGAAAGAAAUGGAAAAAUCAGGAGAGAAAACUGAGCUAUUUUGUGAAGCUGUAGCUAGAAAAAGGGAACAAUUUGAAUCUAUGGCCCAGUUGAACAAUUCUUUGAAGGAAUAUGGGCUUACUGAAGAAGAAGAAAUAAUAAUGGAAUCAACACAUUUGAUUGAUAGAUACCAGACAUUUUUGAGACAAUUGUGUGAAACUGACGAAGAGGAUAAGUUACCUUCUACAGAGGACCAGAGCUUUAAUGAUCUUGCACAUGAUGUCAUUCAUUGGAUAGCAGGGAUUAAAGAGUCCCUUAUGGUUUUGAAUUCAUCUGAAGGCAAAAUGCCACUUGAGGAGAGAAUCCAGAAAAUAAAGGAAAUCAUUUUGCUAAAGCCUGAAGGGGACGCUAAAAUACAGACCAUCAUGAGUCAGGCUGAGUGCAGCAAGGCUCCAUUGGCUUCCAAGACCCUUACUGAUAUCAAGAACCAGUGGGACAACACACUCCAUUUAGCCAACACGUAUCUAAGCCAUCAAGAAAAACUUCUACUAGAAGGGGAGAAGUAUUUGCAAAGUAAGGAGGAUCUGAGAUUAAUGCUCACAGAACUGAAAAAGAAACAAGAGGUGGGCUUUGCUCUUCAACAUGGCUUGCAGGAGAAGAAAGCUCAGUUAAAAAUUUAUAAGAAAUUCCUCCAAAAAGCACAGGAUUUGACAUCCUUGCUCAAAGAGUUAAAAUCUCAAGGAAGUUACCUCUUAGAGUGCACUAAGAAUCCCAGCUUCAGUGAAGAGCCUUGGCUGGAGAUAAAGCUACUACACGAAAGUCUUCUGCAACAACUACAGGAUUCUGUGCAAAAAUUGGAAGGUCAUGUUCAAGAACACCACUCAUACCAGGAUUGUGUCACAGACCUGAAUACUACGUUGGACAAUAUCUCCAAGGAAUUUGCCAGUUUUCUUGAUAAGCCUGUGGAUCAAAUAGCAGUUGAGGAAAAACUGCAGAAACUGCAGGAACUAGAGAAAAGACUCCAUUUACAAGAUGAAACAUUGGAGAAGACUUUAGCUUUAGCAAAAUCCAUCAAGAAAAAUACAUCUUCAGUGGGACAGAAGAUUAUUAAAGAUGAUAUAAAAUCACUUAAGUGUAAACGAAAGGAUUUGGAAAACAGACUUGAAUCUGCUAAGCAGGAGACAGAAAGUUGUCUCAAAAGCAUUCUCCAAUCGAAACGCUCCAUGGAACAGAAAGAAAAGUUUAGUCCUCCAGGCAGAGAGAAGGAGGUCACUUGUGAUGUGCAGGGGUCCACUCGGGACUCAGCUGCACUGGAAAAGUUUGAACAAGAUUGGGAAAUAAACAAGAAUUCAGCUGUGGAAAUGGUUUUGUCAAAACAACUUUCUCUCGAUGUUCAAGAAAGCAUGAAAAACACUGGCGACGAGCAUAAAGUCAAUGAGCUGCAAAAUCAACCUUUAGAAUUAGAUGUUGUGUUAAGAAAUGAACAAUUAAAGGAGAUAGAGGAAUUGUAUGCUCGAUUGGAUGCAAAGAAAGCAGCCAUUGAGCCACUGGAACAAACUGAGUAUCUCAAUAAAGCAGAAACACGUGCCUUGGUUCUUCACAAUACAGGGUAUUCAGUGAACUAUUUGGACAAUCUGCUUCAGGCACUUAUCACUUUGAAGAAAAAUAAAGAAAGCCAGUAUUGUUUCCUAAAGGAUUUUCAGGAAAAGCUUGCUACAGUUGAAUCCUCAGUGAAAACUUUGUUGACAGAAAAGGAAAGUCUAAAAGUGGGACCUCUGGGCAGUGCAGCCUAUCUGGACAAGAUUAAAAAUUAUCUGGCAUCAAUAGAAAAAGAGAAAGUUUUCUUAAGCAAGAUGAAAAUCGAAUGGGAAAGUUUAUCAAACUGUGUGACCGACAUGGAUAAGAAGUUGUUGGAAAGCCAGAUCAAGCAACUUGCCCAUAGUUGGGAACAAUUGCAGCAGCUGGCCCAAAAGAAGUAUUCUCAGCAAGUAGCAAAAAGUGAUGAAUUUAUACUUCUCAUGCGUCAGAUCCAAGACCUCGAAAUUUCUCUGCAGCAACAGCAGUGGCAUCUACAGUUGGGGCUGAACUCUCCAGGAGAACAGGAGGGGAGCCCAGGCACAGUUGCCUUGGCCAUUGAACUCCGGACUGUCAAGCACAGAUUUUCGGUGUUGAAGGGGCAAGCUGAAUUUCAGAUGAAGAGGAUUUGGGGAGAAAAAGAAAAGAAUACUUUGGAAGAUGCAAUGAAUAAUUUGCAGAAGCAGUUGAAAGCCGUGGAGCCAUUAAACACAGAGGUGGAACAUCAGAUCAGGAUAUGUGAAACGAAGACCAGGAUGAAAGAGAUUAUCCUGUGGGUCAAGAAUCUGCUAGCUGAACUCACUCCUACCAUUCCCCUUCUCCCAGAUGACAUUCUUUCACAGAUUAGAAAAUGCAAGGUGACACACGAUGACAUUCUGGACAGGCACCAAAUUGUGGAGUUAUUGGUUGAAGAGGCCAAAGAUAUUAUUCCCAGCCUUCCAGCAGACGAGAGCACUGAUUUAAGUCACCUCCUACAGGACUUACAGAAUCAAUACCAAAUGCUGGUUUUAAAAUCAACUGAAAGAUCACAGCAGUUAGAAUUUAAAUUGGAAGAAAGAAGCCAACUUUUUGCCGCAAUAGAGAAGGUUCAACUUUCUCUUCAGGCAAAUGAAGCACUGAUAAUUCCCAAAAUGAAAACAGCCUCCACAGAAACUGAGCUAGAACAUGAGCGUGUCACUUUGAUGAGUUCUCUGAAGGAAUUGCAAGAAGCAGAGAGUGUAACCUCGACCCACCUUCAGGAGCAAACAGACAUCUGCAAGGAUCUAAAUGUGUUUGAAAGAUUAUUUCUGGAUGACCAAUUGAAAAACCUUAAGACUAGAGCCCACAGAGCGCAGAGAUUCAUUCAAAAUAAAUGUAAUGAAGUGGAACAGAAGAUACAUUUUUGCCGAGAAUUUCAUGAAAAAACAUCUAUGCUUCAGAAGGAGGCUGACCAUAUACAGCCCGACAAACUGCUACUAAAUCAAGAAAUAAGUCAAGAUGUUAAAGAGGAGCUCUAUAAUCUUAAAGACCGAGUCACUGGUAUUCAGUCUAGUAUCUUACAAGCACUGAAACUCAAAGAAGUGUUUGACUAUAUAGGACUAAGCUGGGAUUGUUCCCAACUUGACCAAUUACACACCCAAGUAGCUGAAAAAGAAAAGGAACUUGAGGAAAAAAUUAAGCAGUUGGACACGUUGGUGGCAGACCAUAGCAGAUAUCAAGCAUCACUAAGUAAACUGAGGGCUAUGGACUUGCAAAUUAAGAAAAGAGCUGAAGCAGUACUAGAAAUGCGCCAGACCUCACCAGAAAGCAGUUUGCUCGAUGCUCAAAUUUUGAAUCGGAGAAUUGAAAAAGCCGUGAGCUUGUGUCAAGAGAUAAUAAAGAAAUUAAAUGAAAGUAAGGCCUUUGAUGACACCUUCAAAGAGAAAGAAAUGCUACGGAUAAAGCUAUAUGCAGAAGAAAAUGACAAGUUACAUAAGGUUCUCCGAAACAACAUCCUAAAAGCCCAACCCAAGGAAAUGGAUGAGAAGAAUGUUCAGGACAAACUGGAAAAUGCCUUACAUGUUUUGAAGCAGAUCAAGACUCAGUUAGAGCAGCCUUUAGUUAUAAAUUUAGACAUUGAACAUAUUCAAAAUGAGAAGGAUGAUUGUGAAGCAUUUCAAGAGCAAGUUCAAGCAGAAAUGGAUAGUGUGAGAUCUAUGACCAUCAUUGAGAAGCAAAGGGGAGACAAUUCUUCUGGAGCUAAUGUUGUGGAGGCAAAAUUAUGUGACAUUGGAGAUCUUCACAUACAGCUUACUACAAGCAUUGAUUUGCGCACAGAUGUCUUGAAUGAUGCUUAUGAAAGUCUGACACGCUAUAAUGAGGCAGUCACUAGGGCGAUGGGGAUCUUUACUGCCCGUGAAGCCAUUGUUGCAGCCCAUAGAGUAGACCUUGCUGACCCAGAGGAAUCGCUGGAGAUGUCUCACUGGCAAGAAGAGGAAUUGCAAACUGCAAUAGCAGACAUCCGGGACCUUACUGAGAAAUUAGGGACUAUAUCCAGCCCUGAAGCCAAACAACAACUCCAGUAUACUAUCCAUGAAUUAGCUUUGAAGGACUCCGCUGUGAGGGAGGCAGCCAAAGUAAGGGAAACAGAAAUAGAAAGGUGUCUCGAGAAUUACAAAUGCUAUAGGAAAAUUAAAGAGAACAUUUGCACUCACCUAAGCCAAAUGGAGACAGUUCUUGGGCAGUCCAUAUUCCCAUUGCCAGUAUCUUACAAAGAAGCUUUAGAGCGCUUGGAACAGAGCAAGGCUUUGGAGUCAAAUCUCAUAUCAACCAAAGAAGAGUUCAUGAAGCUCCGCCAGGUCCUCAGACACUUAAGACACACGUGCACGGACGGUGAUGAUGUGUGUUUGCUCAGAACCACAUCAGCUCUGUGGGACAAAUGGUUGAGUCUGCUGGAGGCUGCUAAAGAAUGGGAGAUUUGGUGUGAAGAACUAAAGCAGGAGUGGAAAUUUGUCAACGAAGAAAUUGAACGAGAAACAAUUAUCUUAGAUAAUCUUCAAGAAGAUCUCCCUGAAGUUUCUAAAACAAAAGAGGUGGCCACCACAGAGGAGCUCUGUGAGCUGCUAGACUGUUUAUGCCGUUACCAAGACAAUGUGGAGAAGCAGCAGCUGUUACUGACCUUACUUCUUCAGCGCCUAAGAAGUAUCCAGAUUGCUCCCCAAAGCUUAGAGCCUGUAGAAACUGGCGCAGCAUUUCAAGAGAUUACAUCGAUGCAAGAACGAUGCAACAAGCUUUUUCAGAAAGCUCGAGAAAAUAAGGAACUGGUGGAGAAUGAAACCCAAGAAAGACAUUCCCUCACAAGAGAAAUAAUUACUUUGAAGAAUUUACUUCAACAGACCGCAACUUCUUUCCAAAAUAUGGAAUUACAAGACCACCCAGAAAAGGCAGAACAGUUCGAGGAGCUUCAAAGCAUUUUUAAGAAAGGGAAGCUGACUUUUGAGAAUAUUAUGGAAAAACUGCGCAUCAAGUAUUCUGAAAUGUACACCCUAGUCCCUGCAGAGAUUGAAUCCCAGGUGGAAGAAUGCAGAAAAGCGUUAGAAGACAUAGAUGAGAAGAUUAGCAAUGAAGUUUUGAAAAGUUCACCAUCAUAUACAAUGAGUAGAAAAAUCGACGAAAUUAACAAUGGGCUUCACAAUGUGGAAAAGAUGUUGCAGCAGAAAAGCAAAAAUAUUGAGAAAGCUCAGGGAAUUCAAAAGAAAAUGUGGGACGAGCUAGAUCUCUGGCAUUCCAGGCUCAAUGAGCUGGAUUCCGAAGUGCAGGACCUUGUCGAACAGGAUCCAGGACAGGCCCAAGAAUGGAUGGAUAACUUGAUGAUUCCUUUUCAGCAAUAUCAGCAAGUAUCACAGAGAGCAGAAUCUAGAACCUCACAGUUAAAUAAGGCCACAGUUAAGAUGGAGGAAUAUCAUGACCUUUUGAAGAGUACUGAGGCUUGGAUAGAAAAUACCAGUCAUUUGCUGGCUAAUCCUGCUGACUAUGCCUCUUCAAAGAUGCUGAGUCAGCACGCUAGCACCCUUCAGAUGGCUUUGGAAGAUUCAGAACAGAAGCACAGUCUUCUACAUUCCAUUUUCACGGAUCUAGAAGACUGGUCAAUAAUCUUUGAAACUGAUGAUUUAGCACAGUCUGUACAAAAGUUAAGUGGUCAAGUAGCAGCUUUACAACAAACCAUCAUGGUGAGCCUUCCCCAGAUCCAGCGGAUGGCUGAUGAUGUAGUUGCUAUUGAAACUGAAGUAAAAUCAAUGGAGAAAAAAGUUUCAAAAAUCAAAGCUAUCCUCCUAUCGAAAGAAAUAUUUGAUUUUUCACCUGAAGAACAUCUUAAGCAUGGGGAGGUCAUCCUUGAAAACAUACGUCCCAUGAAGAAAACUAUUGCUGAAAUAGUGUCUUACCAAGUGGCACUGAGGUUGCCCCAGACAGGAGGGAAGCCUCUGCCUGUGUUUCCACGGACAGAUCAUCUUUUACAAGAUAUAAAAUUGUUGGAAAAUGUGACUCAGGAACAAAACGAAUUAUUAAAGAUAGUCAUAAAACAGACUAAUGAAUGCAACGAGGAAAUAGAAAAUUUGAAGCAGAUCUUAAAUAAUUAUUCAGCUGAGUUCUCCCAUGAACAUGUAUCACCAGACCAAACGGCCAACCGACCACAGGUACAGGGAGAAAUGGAAGGUAUGGAAGAGCAGAUUCUGAGUUUGAACCAGAGGAAAGAGGACCUGUUGGUGGACCUGAAGGCUGCCAUACUAAACCUUCACCAGCAUUUACAGCGAGACCAGCAAGAAUUAGAACAAGAAAUGCCAUCAACUGGAGCAUCAGAAGAGGAAGGAGUGGCCGAGAGGGAGGGUUCCGAGUGGAAGUUGAACAAAACAAGUUCCAUGUCUUUCCUGCCGGCGCUCAAGGAAGAGGUGGAAGAGAGCUCCCUGAAGAGUGAAAAUGGAGACAAGAGAGCAGAGCCAACUUCCAGGUCUUGGUCUUCACUCUGGAAGCAUGACAAGGACAUGGAGGAAGAUAGAGCGUCCCCGUCCUCCGGAACGAUCAUUCAGGAGGCUGCUGAGAAAAUCAGCACACGUGAGAAUUCUAUGGCACAAAUUCUUGCACCAGACUCCAUAAACGCUGAGCAAGGCCCAGAAUUUUCCCUGAGUCCCAACCAAAGAGAAGAGGGUGCCACACCUCCUCCCAAGGCUGUGGCUCUGGGCUUUUCUGACGAGCAAGGAGCCUUCGAGGCCACGGUGGAGAAACCUAGGCCCGAGCCUGCAGAAAUUCUCCAUGCCUGCAAGACCCGGGUGGCCGAGCUGGAGCGGUGGCUGCACCAAGCCAACGUGGCAUUUGAGCCGGAAACAUUAAACGCAGACAUGCAGCAGUUGGUGGAACAGCAGCUGGUCGGGUGCCAGGCCAUGCUAACAGAGAUCGAGCACAAGGUUGCCUCUCUGCUAGAGAGCUGCAAAGACCAGGGGCCGGGAGACAGUGGGGCCACUCAGCAGGAGGCUGAAGCUCUUUCCUUGAAACUAAAGACGGUGAAGUGCAAUUUGGAAAAAGUCCAGAUCAUGCUUCAGGAGAAAUACAGUGAAGACCAGCAUGCUGCCACUCUAAAGAAACCUUCAGAGCAUCAAAAUGAUCUCCAACCGGAUAACCUUUCUGAAUUUGAACCUAUUGUGACUGAAAGGCCACAGUUCAGCAGACAAAAAGAUUUCCAGCAGCAGCAGGUUCUGGAGUUAAAACCAACGGAACAGAAAGAUUUCAUCAAAUUCAUAGAAUUUAAUGCUGAGAAAAUAUGGCCCCAGUUUUGCCAACCUGAUAAAGAUACAACUCAGAAAUCUGAGAGCAUUAAGGCAUCUAGCUCUGAAAAUGAUGCUCCAGAGUCGGUCUUGUCAACUCAGGGCCAAAGUGGGGAUAAGUGGCAAUAUUUACAUCAUGAACUAUCAUCAAAGAUCGGGCUACCACUACCUUCGCUUGUGCAACCUCAGGUUGCCACAAAUAUGAGCAUUCUACCCAGUGUGAGUGUGUAUAACUUUAGAUACCCAACAACUGAGGAACUAAAAGCAUAUACCACACAACUUGAAGACCUGCGUCAAGAGGCAAAUAACCUCUGGAUUAAGGAAAACCUGACAGAAGAAACGUACAUAAAUUUGGAUAAAAAAUUAUUUGAACUAUUUCUGGCCCUCACUCAGUGCCUUGGCAGCGUGGAGGAGAUGCUGCAGACCCCGGGGCUCUUCAGAGAGGAUGUCUGUGCUCAGCAGGUCCACUGCGAGACACUGGCUCUUGAGUUGAAAAAACUUUACUUAGCUAUGGGCGACAAGAAGGAUGGUCUUUUGAAAGUCAUGACAUGCCCUGGCAAGAGCACCAACCUGUUCCCUGAAUGUUUUGAUAGACUCCAAGUCUACCUGGAGCACGCGCAGGCCGCAGCUGCCUCUAGAAGCAAGUCCCUAAAAGCUGGCCUCGACUAUACCCGCAGUUAUCAGAAUGAAAUAAAGCGAUUGUAUGAUCAACUUACUAAGAAUAAAACAUCUUUACAACAGUCUUUGAAUGAAAUCAGUGGCCAGAGUAUUGAUGAACAGCUUCAGAAAGCAGAUGCGUAUACAGCGGAGCUGCAGAACUCUGAGAGCCGAGUGGCAAAACUAAGAGACGAAGGGGAGAGGCUUCGUUUACCUUAUGUGUUAUUGCAAGAGGUUUACAAAUUAGAGGAUGUACUUGACACUAUGUGGGGAAUCCUGAGAGCCCGGUACACAGAACUCAGCAGCCCUUUCAUCACUGAGAGCCAGCAAGAUGCCUUAUUGCAAGGCACGGUGGAACUAGUGGAUAUUGGAAAGGAAAAACUUGCUGACGACCACUUAAAACAAGCUAAAAGUAAAGAUGCCUUACAGGCUCAAAUACAAAGUCACAAGCUUUUUUUCCAGAAGCUUGUUGCUGACAUGCUGUUGAUCCAAACAUACUCCAACAGAAUGCUUCCUUCUUCACUGCAAAAGAAAGAGACAUUUUGGGCAGAGCAAAUAAAAGAAGUCAAAUUACUGGAAGAAAAAUCACACCAACGUGGAAUAAAGUUGCAGACUUUAUUGCAGAAAUGGGAAGCAUUUGAUGAAAACUAUGCAUCUCUUGAAAAGGAUCUGGAAAUGCUUGUAUCUACGUUGCCCUCCGUGAGUUUGGUGGAAGAGACUGAGGAAAGAUUAGUGGAAAGGAUUUCAUUUUACCAGCAAAUAAAAAGAAACAUUGAUGACAAGCAUGCCCGGCUUUACCAGACUCUGAAUGAAGGCAAAGAGUUGGUGGCGUCCGUGAGCUGUCCUGAACUAGAGGGCCAGAUUGCAAAACUAGAAGAGCAGUGGUUGGCCUUAAACAAAAAAAUUGACCAUGAACUACACAGACUACAAACGCUUCUCAAGCAUCUGCUCAGUUAUAACAGAGAUUCGGAUCAGUUAACCAAGUGGUUGGAAUCGUCUCAGCAAACUCUCAAUUACUGGAAAGAACAAUCCCUCAAUGUGUCUCAGGACUUGGAUACAAUCAGAAGCAACAUAAACAAAUUUUUUGAGUUUUCAAAGGAACUAGAUGACAAGUCAUCCUUGAAGACUACAGUGAUAAGUACUGGGAACCAGCUUCUCCACCUAAAAGAAGCGGAUACGGCCACACUGAGAGCUUCUUUAGCGCAGUUUGAACAAAAGUGGACAAUGCUAGUAACACAACUUCCUGAUAUUCAAGAAAAACUUCACCAGCUCCAGAUGGAGAAAUUGCCGUCUCGUAAAGCAAUCACCGAAAUGAUUAGCUGGAUGAACAAUGUGGAACAUCAAACUGCAGAGGAAGACUCUGAGCAUUCUCUGAGUUCUGCGUCUCAAGUUAAAAACCUUCUUCACAAGUACAAGGAGUUCAGAAUGGAGCUGGACUACAAACAGUGGAUAGUAGACUUUGUUAACCAGUCCUUACUUCAGUUAAGCACCUGCGAUGUAGAGAGUAAGCGCUACGAGAGAACAGAGUUUGCAGAGCACCUGGGAGAGAUGAACCGCCAAUGGCACCGGAUACACGGAACACUGAACAGAAAGAUACAACAUUUAGAACAGCUUUUGGAAAGCAUCACUGAGAACGAAAACAAAAUACAGAUUUUGAACAACUGGAUGGAGGCGCAAGAGGAGAGACUGAAAACUUUACAAAAGCCUGGAAGUGUGAUCUCCGUGCACAAGGUGCUCCCGGAUUGUCAGGAUAUAGAAAAUCAACUUGCAAGUAAAUCCAAAGCCCUUGAGGAGUUGAGACAGUGUUACCUGACUUCGGAGAGUGGGACCAUGCCUUUGUUAGAAGACACAGCCUCCAGAAUUGAUGCGUUAUUUCAAAAGAGAAACCAUGUUAUCAGCCAGGUCAACGAGCUCAAGACCUCCAUGCAGUCUGUUUUACAGGAGUGGAAGAUUUACGAUGACCUUUAUGAUGAGGUGACGAUGAUGACAAUCCGGUUCUGGUACUGCAUGGAGCACAGCAAGCCUGGGCUUUUAUCAUUAGAGGCCUUAGGAUGCCAGGUGCAGAACCUCCAGUCUCUUCAAGAUGAAGCUGAGAGCAGUGAAGCAAGUUGGGAGAAGCUGCAGAAGGUGAUUGGAAAACUCAAAGAUCGCUGCCCCUUGGUUGCUGAAAUAAUCGAAGAGAAAUGCCAAGAUACUCAUGCCAGGUGGACCCAGGUGAACCAAGAUCUUGCAGAGCAGUUGCAGAAGGCCCAGAGUCUGCUCCAGCUCUGGAAGGCCCAUGACAGCGCUCACACCGAAGCCGCAGCAAGGCUGAAGCAGCAGGAAGCCAAGUACCAACAGCUUGAAAACAUCAACAUGUCUGGAAACAACUUGGCAGAGAUCCUGACCCCAGCCCUGCAGGAUGUAAAGGAACUGCAGGAUGAUGUACAGAAGACAAAAGAAGCCUUUCUCCAGAAUUCCGCUCUCCUGGAUCGACUUGCGCAGCUCACGGAGUCCAGUACCCACGUGCCCUUCUCCACACAACAGCACUCCCUCCAGAGGGCUUCCUACUUGGAAAACAUGUUGCUUGUGAAAGCUAAUGAAUUUGAGUUUGUCCUUUCACAGUUCAAGGAUUUUGGGGAAUGGUUGGAAUCUUUAAAAGGUCUCAUUACACAUGAAGAAGAGCAUUUGGAAAAACUCUGCCAUCAAGAAAAAGAAGAAAAUCCUGACUUAUUCCUGAACCGUGUGCUGGCACUGACAGCCCAAUCACCUGAUGUUGAACAUUUGAAUGAAGUAAGCCUCAAGCUCCCUCUUAGUGACAUAGCAAUAAAGACGUUACAAAAUAUGAACCGACAGUGGAUUCGGGCCACAGCCACAGCCCUUGAACGAUGCAGUGAGCUUCAGGCAACUAGAUUGAAUGAAAAGUUUCUUUAUUGCUGUGACAAAUGGGUCCAGCUUCUAGAGAAGAUAGAAGAGACGCUCAAAGUGACCGUGGCUGACGGCCUCCCGGCUCUCCUGGAACAGCAGAAAACAUAUGAGAUGUUAGAAGCUGAAGUCUCUAUAAACCAGACAGUGGCUGAUUCCUAUAUAACCCAGUCCUUACAGCUCUUGGACACAGCAGAAAUAGAGAAGAGACUGGAAUUUGUCUCAAAGUUCACAAAACUGAAGGAGCGGUGGCAGAGUGCUGCCCAGAGUGUCCGGCAGAGGAAGAGCCACAUCGAUGGGCUGGUGGGACAAUGGCGGUACUUCACCACCUCCGUGGAGGACUUGCUCCGCUUCCUCACCAACACCGGCCACCUGCUGUCUGCAGUGAAGAGCCAGGAUUGCCACAGCCUCCACCAAAUCAGAAGGCUGAUCCGUGAGCUGAAGAGUAAAGAAAUUCAUUUCGAGAGACGGCACACCACCUAUGCACUAACCGUGGGAACUGGGGAGACGUUACUGAACACGGCUAACCUGGAAACAAAAGAGGUGAUUGACAAGAAAAUCAGUCAACUCCGGGACGACUGGAAAGACACAAAGCUCCACGUAGGAGAGAUGAUUAACCAGCUGCAGAGCACUAGAGAGACCUGGGACCAGUGUGAAAAGAAAAUCAAGGAGCUGAAAAGCAGGCUGCAAGUUUUAAAGGCACAAUGUAGAGAUCCUCUCCCAGAACUUCAUGAGGACCUCCAUAAGGAAAAAGAGCUGAUUAAGGAACUAGAGAAGUCUUUGGCCAACUGGACCCAGAACCUUUCAGAACUUCACACUUUGAAGACCGACUUAAGCCAGCACAUUCUUGCGGAGGACGUGAUGGUUUUGGAAGAGCAAACGGAGCAUUUGCACAGACAAUGGGAAGACCUCUGCUUGCGAGUGGCUAUACGCAAACAGGAGGUUGAAGACAGACUCAAUUCAUGGAUUGUGUUCAAUGAAAAAAAUAAAGAGUUGUGUGCGUGGCUGGUGCAGAUGGAAAACAAAGUUCUACAGACAGCAGAUCUUAGUAUUGAAGAAAUGAUUGAAAAGUUACAGAAGGACUGCAUGGAAGAAAUAAACUUGUUUAGUGAAAACAAGUUACAGCUGAAGCAAAUGGGUGAGCAGCUGAUGAAAGCCAGCAACAAGACCAGAGCAGCUGAGAUCGAUGACAAGCUCAGCAAAAUCAAUGACCGCUGGCAGCACCUUUUUGAUGUCAUUGGAUCAAGGGUGAAGAAGCUGAAGGAGACCUUUGCUUUUAUUCAGCAGUUAGACAAAAACAUGAGCAACCUUCGCACCUGGCUGGCUCGGAUUGAGUCAGAGCUCUCUAAGCCUGUUGUUUAUGACGUCUGCAAUGAUCAAGAGAUCCAGAAGAGGCUCGCCGAGCAGCAGGACCUGCAGCGAGAUAUCGAACAACACAGUGCAGGGGUGGAAUCAGUGUUUAACAUCUGCGACGUCCUCCUGCAUGACUCCGAUGCCUGUGCCAAUGAGACCGAGUGUGACUCCAUCCAGCAGACCACCAGAAGCCUGGACAGACGCUGGAGGAACAUCUGUGCCAUGUCGAUGGAACGGCGAAUGAAAAUCGAAGAGACGUGGCGCCUGUGGCAGAAAUUUCUAGAUGAUUACUCCCGCUUUGAGGAUUGGCUCAAGUCAGCCGAGAGGAUAGCAGCCUACCCAAAUUCCUCCGAGGUGUUGUACACAAAUGCCAAAGAAGAGCUGAAGAGGUUCGAGGCGUUCCAGCGGCAGAUCCACGAGCGGCUCACACAGCUGGAGCUCAUCAACAAGCAGUACCGGCGGCUGGCCCGGGAGAACCGCACGGACUCGGCCAGCAAGCUGAAGCAGAUGGUGCACGAGGGCAACCAGCGCUGGGACAACCUCCAGAAGCGGGUCACGGCCGUCCUGCGGAGACUCAGACAUUUCACCAACCAAAGGGAAGAAUUCGAGGGGACCAGGGAGAGCAUUCUAGUGUGGCUCACAGAGAUGGACCUGCAGCUGACCAACGUGGAGCACUUCUCAGAGAGCGACGCCGACGACAAGAUGCGCCAGCUGAAUGGCUUCCAGCAGGAAAUUACACUAAACACCAACAAGAUAGAUCAGCUCAUUGUGUUCGGGGAGCAGCUGAUUCAGAAGAGCGAGCCCCUGGACGCCGUGCUGAUCGAGGACGAGCUGGAGGAGCUGCACCGCUACUGCCAGGAGGUCUUCGGCCGAGUCUCACGGUUCCACCGCAGGCUCACCUCCCGCGCGCCGGGCUUGGAAGAUGAAAAGGAGGCCUCCGAGAAUGAAACAGACAUGGAGGACCCCAGAGAACUCCAGGCUGACUCUUGGCGAAAAAGGAGAGAGAGCGAGGAGCCCUCUUCCCCUCAGUCCCUUUGUCAUCUGGUGCCCCCAGCGCCAGGGCCCGAGCGGUCUGGCUGUGAGACCCCCGUUAGCGUGGACUCCAUCCCUCUGGAGUGGGAUCACACAGGUGACGUGGGGGGCUCCUCCUCUCACGAAGAUGAUGAGGAAGGCCCCUACUACAGUGCGCUGUCAGAUAUAGAAAUCCCUGAAAGUCCUGAGGCCUAUCUUAAAAUGACCACAAAAACUUUGAAAGCGUCUUCUGGGAAAUCCAUUUCUGAGGACCACUCGUGGCGUGUUCCUGACAGCCCUUCCUGUCCCAAGCAUCGCUACAAACCAAUGGGAAGUGAUAGGAGCGUACAGCCCAUCCCCUCAGAUUCCAGCACCCCCUAUAAACCGGCCUAUGUAAAGCUGCUGCUAUCCCCGGGCACUGAUGGUGGCAAAGAAAGCGCCAGAGUCUUGAACAGCAGCUCACAGCAGGAAGAUGAGGGACUGACUGCUCUCACCAGGCAACACUCAGGUGCCUUUGACAGAUGGGAGCUGAUUCAAGCACAAGAACUUCACAAUCAACUCAGAAUAAAACAAAACUUGCAACAGCUCAACUCCAAGAUCAGCGACAUCACCACUUGGCUGAAAAAAACGGAAGCAGAGCUGGAGACGUUAAUGACAGCAGACCCUCCCUCGGGUCUCCACGAAAUGGAACUCAGAGUGAAGCAGCUCAAGGAAAUCCUAAAAGCCUUUGACACCUACAAGGCCCUGGUGGUCUCUGUCAACAUGAGCAGCAAGGAGUUUCUGCAGACUGAGAGCGCGGAGUCCAAAGAGCUCCAGGGUCGAGUCGGCCAGCUGGCACUGCACUGGGACGCGGCACGGGGCGCGGCGGAGAGAUGGAGAGAGAGCUUGCGGAGGGCCCUCGUGCAGUGCCAGGACUUCCACCAGUUGAGUCAAGAUCUGCUACUGUGGUUAGCGAGUGCCGAGAGCCGGAGGCAGAAAGCGCGCGUCACGGACCCAGAGGCAGACCCCCAGAUGCUCCUGGAGUGUCAGGAAGAACUGAUGCAACUGAAAACGGAGCUCGUGGAACGUGAACCUCAAGUAAACACCUUACAAGAGAUUUCAAACAGCCUUCUUAUUAAGGGGCAUGGCGAAGACUAUAUUGAGGCUGAAGAGAAGGUACACGUUAUUGAGAAGAAACUCAAACAGUUACUUGAGCAAGUGUCUCAAGACUUAAUGUCCUUGCAGGGAAGCCAGAACCCAGACCCAUCUCUGCCCAGCAUGGACGAGGUAGACUCUGGAGACCAGCCUCCAGCAGCGCCUGCACCAGCUCCCCAAGCCAAGCUCGGAGCAGAGAGAAUGACGAAAGACCAGAACACGGCGGACAGCAGGGUGCCCGGGCCGGGCAGCUCGCGGCCACGGCGCUCCUUCCUGUCGCGGGUGAUCCGGGCGGCGCUGCCCCUGCAGCUGCUGCUGCUGCUGCUGCUGCUCCUGGCCUGCCUGCUGCCCGCCUCGGAAGACGACUACAGCUGCACGCAGGCCAACAACUUCGCCAGGUCCUUCUACCCCAUGCUGCGGUACACCAACGGGCCGCCUCCCACCUAGAGGCCCCGCCCAGCUUCGCGGGCGCCUCGCUCCAGGCGCAUCGGCAGUGAGUGAGUGACCCUCCGGGGCCUUACUGUGGACACCCCCCUCCAGGCUGGCUGGAGAGGGCUUCCCAGUGGCAUUCCUCCCCGGGGGCAGGGAGCCCGGGCAGCAGGCGCCUCAGGCAGUUUGACGGCUAAAUUGAUCGGUCUGGGAUCUCUGAAAACUGCAGUUUCCUGAAGAGCCGAGAUUCCGAUUUAUUUGGAAAAACGACCUUAAAAUGUAGCUACUGUGCUCAGCGAACAGUAGCGUUCACCCCAUCUUUCCGAAACAGGCUUAGAAGUGGUUCGGAAACUCACCCACACCCUUAGCUGAUUGACUGAAACAAUCCUAUUCAGGAGGUUUAGAAUUAAUUUUACUCCAAUCAGCUAGCAAUCUUGAGCUACACGUGAUAAACCAAAACAUUCUGUUCUGUACUUAGGUCUGCUCUUUUAUAUUGCUUUAAAUUUUUAAAGAAAUUAUAUUGCAUGGAUGUGGUUAUUUGUGCAUAUUUUUUAACAAUGCUGGAUCUGUAUGAAUAAUGUAAACUUUGAUUUUUUUAAAAAAAUCAGAUUUUAGCUGGAGCUUUUGACUAAUGUACAGUAAAUGCCAAGCUACUUGAUAGGAUGUUUUUGUAAGUUAAUUUUAUAAGACUUUUCACAUUUAAAGUGAUGCUUCAGGUAUUGUUUAGCUGUUUGGCCAUGGGGGGAGGGAGGUUGCUCCAGAAACUUGAAGCGGUUUGUGGUAUGUCCAACUCAAAUGUUUCUCAUUAAAACAAAUACUCAUA